This is a messenger RNA of Lodderomyces oxycetoniae, 732 nucleotides long. RefSeq lists its product as uncharacterized. The transcript has a single exon. The coding region runs from base 1 to 732 and encodes 243 amino acids. The record is from RefSeq and is a predicted model, not a curated record. Lineage: Eukaryota; Fungi; Ascomycota; Pichiomycetes; Serinales; Debaryomycetaceae.
AUGUCACACUCUGGUACACCGUCACCUAAUUCUAGUCGUUCAAUUCUUUCGUCAAAACCGUUGAAUCUCCCGUAUGGAGGGACUAAUUCUUCACCUCUUGGUAAGAAUUUACUCAAGACUCAAUUUAUAAACCGGUCUCCUACCAAAUCAAUUGUCAAGUCUGCUAGCUCCUCACCAAAAAAGUCAAAAUCCUCAACAACGAGUCUCCUCGGGUUUUCCAUUUGGGAGGAUAAAAAGGCAGUUUCUUCUACAGUCGAGAUGACAGAAAGACCAAAGUCCAAUAAAUUGAACCACAAUGAUCAGGAAAAUAUACUUCAACCGAAAAAAAUCAAAAAUUUGAGGAGUUUCAAACGCAAACCUUUGGGCGAUUUAAGCAUUAACGAAUACAAGGGAUUUGUUACUUGUGGAGAUGAUACCACAAUGCUGUUGACAGAAUUGUACCAGCCAAUGAAUUUCGAUAAUGAGUCAAGGUCAUUGCAUAGGUUUGAUGGUUUGCCCGGGUUUGUAACGCCUAGCAGAAGAAAUAAUAGGAACAAGUAUUUGAGCAAGUCCUUGAGUUGGGGAGGAGAAAAGGGGGGACUAGCGAGACAAGUCAAUGGUGGGGUUGGUGUUGGUGCCAAUGGCGUUUACAUGAUUCAAAAACAUUCAAGAUCGCUGUCCUUGGGUAGAAAUGAGGCCAAGAGAAGCUUGAUUAAAAAAAACAACUUUUCAAUAUUAGCUACAACCUCUUGA